This is a messenger RNA of Camellia sinensis, 801 nucleotides long. RefSeq lists its product as uncharacterized. NCBI's taxonomy places the organism in Eukaryota, Viridiplantae, Streptophyta, Magnoliopsida, Ericales, Theaceae. The record is from RefSeq and is a predicted model, not a curated record.
AUGAGGCGGUCAUUGUUUGUUAGUAUCUUACACGAUAUUCAACAAGUGAAUGAGUACUUUAUCCAAACCCGUGAUGCUAUUGGUGCUCUUGGAUUAUCCGGUGUACAGAAGAUGACUGUAGCACUUCGGAUCCUCCAAUACGGCGUGCCUGCUGAUGCUGUAGACGAGUACAUUAAAAUCGACGAAAGUACUGCAAUUGCCACCUUAAAUUUUUUUACCAGAUCAAUUGUUGCUACCUAUGAAGCCGUUUACUUAAGAUCUCCAAACGAAGCAGAUGUCGCCAGAUUAUUGCAAGAGGGAGAGCAACGCUGGUUUCCUAGAAUGUUAGGGAGUUUGGAUUGUAUGCACUGGCGUUGGGAUAAAUGUCCAAGUGCCCAAGCCGGUGCUUACACUGGACACUAUCACAAACCAACAGUUGUACUCGAGGCAGUUGCCUCCUAUGGCUUGUGGAUUUGGCAUGCUUUCUUUGGCAUGCCUGGCUCUCUAAAUGAUAUUACUGUUCUUGACAGGUCGCCUUUAUUUGCUGAAUUAACUAGAGGAUGUGCCCCUGCUGCCAACUACACCAUCAAUAAUCACGUAUACACCAUGGGGUAUUAUCUUGCUGAUGGUAUCUAUCCUCGUUGGGCAACGAUUGUGAAAAUAAUAUCUCAACCUCAAGGCGCAAAGAGACAACUAUUUGUGAGGAUGCAGGAGGCAUGUCGGAAAGAUGUCGAAGGGCAUUUGGAGUGCUCCAAGCACGAUUUAAUAUUGUCAGCGUGCCAGCUAGAGGUUGGAGUGAUGAGGAUCUGUACUAAAUCAUGA